GCCGAGGCCUUUGACCAGCGUCAAAGACAGUCUUCGCAUCGAGCACGCCUUUCUAGGCGCUGUGUCUUAUAAGUGGCCAGGCAGGUGGCUCUCUUUGCAUCGACGACGACGUCGACUGCACGUUGCGUCAACUAGAGCACAUAGCGAUCCCGCGUGCCUCGCUCUCAACCUCAUGUCGUCCACGACCUCGACUCUCAAGUGUCCCAAUUGCGGCGCACCGACGACCGUGCCCAGCACUCCUCAACGCGACCGCUAUCCUCAGCUUCACGCGCAAAUUAUCCUGCAGCACGACACGCAUAGAAAAGCGUAUCGUAAGGAUGAGCUUCAGGACUUGUCCGGUGCAGAGCUCAUCGACCUGAUCUGUCGCGAUCUUUCGUGGAAGUCGCCCUCGCUAGCUCCGGAGGUGCUCUGGGAGAAGUUCAUCCGUGCGCGCUUCGUGGGCGACUAUGACGAUGCAGCCGGCGCGACGUUGACCAUGGCUACCUGGGCGGGCUUGCUGCACAACAUCUCCGUGAUCUACGUCGAGCGCGAGCGGGCCCCCGAGGGUGAAUGGGAGCUCGUGUCUGAGAGUGGCGAGCUGCUCAAGGCGGAGUCGAAGGAGCGGGCCGUCCAGGCCACCGCUGGCGCUCAACGCAGUAGCAGACUCUGGACCGUCAUGUGUUAUAUACUGUUCUACUUGCUCGCGGUACUCAUCACCCUCCUCAUCGGAUUCGCAUGUGUCGCCCCGAGCAGGGCGUACUGUCAGAUGGUGGAUGUAUCGCCUCAGCAGCGCGUGCCGCGGUGCGAGAUUACCUUCUAAGUAGAGAAUGUCAGCUCCUUGCCAACUCGUACCCGCUGUCUUCCUGUUUCCAUAAAUAAUAUUUGUGAUGCUUCAGUCAGA
Messenger RNA from Schizophyllum commune H4-8, 880 nucleotides. RefSeq lists its product as uncharacterized. The coding region runs from base 173 to 799 and encodes 208 amino acids. The transcript is spliced from 3 exons. NCBI's taxonomy places the organism in Eukaryota, Fungi, Basidiomycota, Agaricomycetes, Agaricales, Schizophyllaceae. The record is from RefSeq and is a predicted model, not a curated record.